Messenger RNA from Fonsecaea erecta, 969 nucleotides. RefSeq lists its product as hypothetical. NCBI's taxonomy places the organism in Eukaryota, Fungi, Ascomycota, Eurotiomycetes, Chaetothyriales, Herpotrichiellaceae. The transcript is spliced from 2 exons. The record is from RefSeq and is a predicted model, not a curated record. Bases 1 to 969 code for a protein of 322 amino acids.
AUGGCGAGCGACCCCACCUUCCCUCCACCGGUCCAGCUCGACAGCCUUGUCAACGACCUCAAGACAGACCGGAUUACGUCGUUCCGUGGCAAAGGUCUUGACGGAUACAUCAAAGACGCUGUCCGACGCCGAAAAUACCUCCCCAUCUCCCCUAGCCGAGCCCACGCGGAGAGCAACUCCAUUACCCUCCACCUCUCGGACCGCGCGCAGCUGGAGAAGAACUCGUGGGUCAACGCGGCCAACGGGCUCGUGGCCGACUGGCGCAUUCUCCGGCCCUUCACGGUCAACAGGAAGGAGUCAGUCUAUCUCACAGACGCGUCGCUUCGGGCCCUUCUUCAGUACAUUGUCGACCGCGACUUUGGCUCGGUCUCGCCGUCAGCAGCAGCCGCCAUACUCUCCGUGGUGGUUUCGGGCGAGCCGCGACAGGGCCUGGGCAGCGGUGUUUCCCUUCCCACACCUCCUCCCUCGCCGGCGCCGCAUCGAGGAGGUCUGCCCACGUACCCGAGCGCCGCAGGCGGUUCGACAGUCGUCGAGCAUUUUCCUCGCCCGGCCCGAGUGGAGGUUCCGACCGUGUACUCAUACGCAACCAACACCUAUACAGCCGCAGCAUCCCCAGUCCGUGCUCCACGUCCCUCUCCUGUGACUGCCCCUUUGAUUUGGCCUCAGCCCCAAAGCUACUUGACAUCAUCCUCCCCCCCUCGGAUACCGGGCUCUUUCCCGCAACCGACCUAUGCCCAGAACGAUCACCGACCCCUGUACACGGCAAGACAUCACUACCACCACACUCGUGCGAGAGAGCCUUUACUCCCAACCACAACGAGGACGAGGACGACGACGAGGGCACCUGCCUUCAGUUCGUACACCCAAUAUUCUGGCAGCUGCUGGCUUGCUUUCCUUGUCGUCGUCACAUUGCUCCUCUUGGGCUACGCGAUUUACUUGUACAGCAACCUGGAACCUCUGAUGUCAUGA